This is a messenger RNA of Penaeus vannamei (Pacific white shrimp), 1927 nucleotides long. Lineage: Eukaryota; Metazoa; Arthropoda; Malacostraca; Decapoda; Penaeidae. The record is from RefSeq and is a predicted model, not a curated record.
UGUGUGUGUGUGUGUAUGUAGUAAAAUUUAAUAUACUUAGUAAAAAGGUGGGUUAAUGAACAAAUGUGUGUCAUGAUGUGUGACUAGACUUAGCAAUGGAUGGGUAAAUGAAUUAAAGAAUUUAUUGAUCAUGAAUGAGUAAGAAUGAAAAAGACAAAUUAUGAAUAUGAAAUGGGAUAAUACAUGAAAAAAUGUAUGUAUUUGUAGGCAUAAAGAUUUAACUCUGCAUUUUGAAAGAAGACGGAAAUUAUAGAAAUAUCAAAUUGCAUAUUGGGACCCAGUAUACUCACUUUUGACAUGUAAGUUGCCAAAUGUCGUUUAUGGUGUUAAGGAAGGUCUUUAGCAUAAAUAUUUCUUGAUGUGUGUGAUAUUGUUUAUUUAAUGUUCUUUUGUUUAAACAAAUAGGGCUUAAAAAGAGUAAAAAUGCCAACAGUUUGGUUGUUAGAUAUUGGAAACAAAUUUAUAUUAUAGUGUGUUAGUUUUUAGAAAUUAAUGGUAGAUAUCAUCACUAUUAUUAAUUCAUUCAUUAAUUUAUUUUCUUGAGUAACAGUUGAUACUAACAAGCAUUCUCUUUUGGGGGGUAUGGCAUUGGGAGGGGGUGUGUUUACAGCAAUAGGAGAUAAAGACACUAAUUUUCCCUCCCUUUCCUGCUGGCAUAUUGCUGAGAAUUUUGUUGAGAGUUCUAUGUUAUGAUUUCACCGACUUGUGACGAAUUUUGUACAAGUUGACCUUUAAUGGUUUAUCAAGGUGAUGUGAUGUAUAUAUUUUGUUUGUUUGUUUGUUUCAAGGAGUGCGUAUAAUAUUCAUCUGCUAUUCACAACUUAAUUUUGUCUUACCCAUUUUUAUUUGUUUAUAUAGAGACAGUAUUUCUCUGUGUAGUAAGAAAUGUUAAUAUAAAAGAGAAAUUUUGCUAAAAUUAUCAUAUCAAUGACAACUUUCUCUAUUGCAUUUCUUAACCAUGCUUAUUGUAUACUAAAGAAGGUCAAUAAGAGCAGCAUUCCCUACAGGUGGGACUGGACACUGACACAAUGAGGCAUGGCAGCUGUCAAGACUCUGCCCCACGGAAGAAUCUCUCCUCGGGCAAGCUACGCCGAUGCCCCCACUGCCCUUAUGUCACUACCUAUGCCACCAACAUGAAGAAUCAUGCCCUUACACACACAAAAGAAAAGCCCUAUGCCUGUCCAUACUGUCCUUACAGAUGUAUACAGAAAGGGAGCCUGAAGGUUCAUCUUUGCACGCAUACAGGAGAAAAGCCUUAUUCUUGCCCACACUGCCCGUAUCAGUCUGCUGAUAAUGGGAAUUUGAAGAGACAUAUUGCUACCCAUAUUAGAGCAUACUGUAAGAGAUACAAUGUUUAAGUCAGUCACAGUUUUCUUUUUAUAUAUUAGGAAACUUGUCAUUAGUAAAAAAAAAAGAAAAAGAAAAAAAGUGUAAUAAUAAAAGAUGAAUAAAGAUAAAGAUGUCUUCACCAGUGAUUAGGGACAUAGGCUUCAGAAUUAUUUUAAGUUCUGGAUAAUUUGUAGUCAUAGAAAGGUGUGGCAAGAAUGAUUUAAAUAUAGUUUGAAUAUGCAAUUUUGUUAGUUAAACUAGAUAUUUGAAUUGAUCAAGAACAAAUGGAAUAAAGUCUUAUCAACUGGGGAAAAGAUCAAAUGGCUGUAACUGGAUAGAUUAGUAAGCAUUUUUGAUGUUCCUUAUCUGCUUCAUAUCUGUGCAAUUAUCUCAUUUUAAAACAUCUGUUUAGAAUGAGAAUAGUUUUUGCUCUUUUUAUAAUUUAAUAUUGUAGAGCAGUUUUAUAUUAUGUAACUUUUCUAUCAGUUACUGAUAAACACUUUGUUUAAUGUACUUGAUCUGUGAAAAUGUGACCUUGAUUAGUAAGAGAACUUUUUUCUUAUUAAUAAAAUACCACUUGGAAUUAUUUUUCUAUGAA